UUUGAGUAAUGAAUGUUCCACCGGGGUCUGCAUUAUUUCUGUUACUUUCGGUAUUUUUAUUUAAAGUACUUGCAGCACCUGUGGUUAAAAUAUCUCAAGGGUUUCUUAAAGGAACCAUACUUCAAUCAAGAAAGGGAAGAAAUGUUUCGGCUUUUAUUGGAAUCCCUUAUGGUCAACCUCCAUCUGGAAAAUUAAGAUUUAGAAGUCCUUUACCAGCAAAAUCGUGGAAUGGAAUACGAUUUGCUAAUAAAGAGGCAAAUGUAUGUUCUCAAAAUUAUUAUGGAACAUAUAUUGGCGCCGAAGAUUGCUUAUACUUAAAUGUCUUUACACCUAUUUUGGAAUUCGGCUAUCCAAAGGACAAUGGCACUUUAAAAAAUAAUUUAUUGCCAGUAAUGGUGUAUGUGCAUGGAGGCGGAUUUUCGCAAGAAAGUAGCAAUUUAACAGCCUAUUCUCCUAAAUAUUUAAUAGAUAGAGAUAUCAUUUUUGUUUCAAUGAACUACCGAUUGGGAGUGCUGGGAUUUUUAUCUAGUGGUGAUACAGUUGCCCCAGGAAAUUUUGGAUUGAAGGAUCAAAAACUGGCACUUGAAUGGGUAAAAAAAAAUAUUCGAGCCUUCGGUGGAGACUCCAAUCGAGUUACAGUUUUUGGAAAUUCUGCUGGUGCUGCUUGUGUUAAUCUUCUCGCACUUUCAGAUGCAACCGAUGGCCUCUUCCAGCAAUACAUUAUUCAAAGUGGCAGUAUGAUGAGCAAUUGGGGAUUUCGAGAAAACACUCAAUUUAAACCUUUCAUCACUGAUAUUGCCAAAAAAGUUGGUUGUCCAAGAAUUAAUUCCAAAAUUCUAAUAAAGUGCUUAAAAAGCAAAAAUGUUCGAAAAAUAAUGGACGCAGUACUAGAUACAACCGAGGAAUAUUCGGAAAUGCCAUGGUUACCUACAAAUGAAAUGGAAUCAAAUGAUGCAAUUUUAACUGAUAGUCCUUUGAACUUACUGGCUAAAAACAAAAUGAAGGAUCUUCCUUUUUUGACUGGCAAUACUAUCGACGAAGGAUUGAUUUUUACGUUUGAAUAUUAUGGCAAUUUUCCAAGCACUCCAAUGGUAGAAUAUUUGGAAGAAUACAUAAAUUUUACAUCCAAUUUUUAUAUGAAGCCAGAUUUGACGAAGUACAGAAACUUAGUUCAGAAUUUUUAUUUUACUAGACCUAUUACUUCUAUGAAUGAAAAUGAGCUUCUGAAAAAUUUCACGAAAUUUGGAGGUGACACUACAUUUCUGUAUCCUCAAAUGAUCUUACUCGAUAAAAUGGUAAAAACAGUGAAAAGUCCGAUUUAUUUUUACUCAUUUGGCUAUCGUGGAAACACAACUCUGAUGACGAUGGAUUUCAACGUAACUGAAAAUAUUGGUGUUGGUCAUGCGGAAGAACUUUUGUACCUUUUUCCUAAAGGCUUUGAGGGAACUUUCCCUAAGCAAGAUGAGAGUAUCGUCAACUUAAUGGUAGAUUUGUGGACAUCAUUUGCGAUUAAUGGCAAACCAACAUCUGAUGAGAUGGAUGAUCCUAAUCUUUGGAUUCCUUAUAAUAAAAACGGUCAUUUUCUACAGAUUGGUAAUAUUAAAAACAAUACUGAUGGAUCUGUGACUCUUGAUCGAGACUACUUGUCGGAUCGUAUGAACUUCUGGAGAGAAAAUUUUCCAAUGCCAUAA
Molecule: messenger RNA, 1691 nt
Organism: Belonocnema kinseyi
Lineage: Eukaryota; Metazoa; Arthropoda; Insecta; Hymenoptera; Cynipidae
Product: esterase FE4-like
Exons: 7
Coding region: 9-1691 (560 amino acids)
Source: RefSeq, a predicted model, not a curated record